Molecule: messenger RNA, 1758 nt
Organism: Penicillium cataractarum
Lineage: Eukaryota; Fungi; Ascomycota; Eurotiomycetes; Eurotiales; Aspergillaceae
Product: sulfatase family protein
Exons: 5
Coding region: 1-1758 (585 amino acids)
Biological process (GO): phenol-containing compound metabolic process
Molecular function (GO): arylsulfatase activity; N-acetylglucosamine-6-sulfatase activity; glycosaminoglycan binding
Source: RefSeq, a predicted model, not a curated record
AUGCCACGCUCAAUAGCAUCGCUCUUUCUGACUCUCGGUCUAUUUCUGGCCAAUGCCGGCGCUUCAGGCGCUCAGGGAGCAGCCCAUGCCCCCGGACACAGUCAGGAGUCCAAGCGGCCCAAUUUUGUCUUCAUCUUGACGGAUGAUCAGGACCUGCAUCUAAACUCGCUUGAUUAUAUGCCAAAUCUGCAGCGACUGAUUGGAGAUGAAGGCACAGUCUUUGAGCGACAUUUUUGUACCAUUGCUGUUUGCUGUCCGUCAAGAGUCAGUUUGAUGACAGGCAAGCUGGCACACAACACCAAUGUCACCGAUGUAACUCCUCCCUAUGGUGGAUAUCCGAAAUUUGUGUCAGAAGGCCAUAACGACAACUACUUGCCCAUCUGGCUUCAGGAUGCGGGUUACAACACCUAUUAUACCGGCAAAUUCCUGAAUUCGCACUCUACUUCCAACUAUAACAAUCCAUACCCCAAGGGCUGGAAUGGGACAGACUUUUUGAUGGACCCGUCUACAUACAGCUACUGGAACUCCACCUUCCAGAGCAACCACGAUGCCCCCGUAGUGUCGGACGGAUACUCAACCGACUUAAUCUCUAAUUACGCCCUGAACUUCAUUGAGAAAGCACAGGGAUCUGAUAAGCCAUUCUUCAUCGGGAUCGCUCCUAUCGCGCCGCAUGCGCAGACGGCUGCAGUCGAGGGCUCGUCUAUUCCAGCAUUCACCGACCCGGUCCCUGCCGCGCGACACGCAAAUAAAUUCCCCAAUGCAAAGGUUCCUCGAGGCGAAAACUUUAAUCCAGAUACGCCGAGCGGAGCCAGCUGGGUCUUGGAUCUGCCCCAGUUAAAUUCUAGCGAAGUCACCUACCUGGACGAGUAUUACCGCAGGCGACUCCAGUCCCUCCAAGCAGUCGACGAGCUGGUAGAGGGCGUAGUGACGAAACUCGAGCAUUACGGGCUACUGGACAAUACCUAUAUCUUCUACACCUCCGACAACGGAUAUCACGUCGGACAGCAUCGCAUGGUCCCCGGCAAGGGAUGUCCAUACGAAGAAGACAUCAAUGUGCCCAUGAUGGUCCGUGGUCCUCGAGUGCCCAAGGGCCGGACAGUGGACUUUGUCACCUCGCAUACAGACAUCGCUGCGACUCUAUUCGAUCUGGCCGGUAUUCCCUUGCGAGAGGACUUUGACGGUCUCCCGAUGCCAUUGACCAGUUCGGAGAUGCAAGAUGCCAAAGAUGACCCGCGCCGGGAGCAUGUCUCCGUCGAAUACUGGGGUACGAACCUUCAGGAAGGUAGUAUCGGGCGUACUUCACCUACGGGGCCUGGAGUUGUCUAUGGUAACAACACUUAUAAGGCUAUGCGGGUUAUUGGUGACUCGUACAACCUGUUUUACUCGGUGUGGUGUACUAACGAGCACGAACUUUACGAUUUGACGAAUGACCCCUACCAAAUGCGAAAUCUUUUCACCAAGUCAAAGAGCAAGCUACUUGGACGGGAUAUCAAGCAGGUCAUCUCCCGGCUAGAUGCUCUCUUGUUGGUGCUUAAGAGCUGCAAAAGCUCCGAAUGCACGCUUCCCUGGCAGGUGCUUCAUCCGGAUAAGAAGGUCACUAGUCUUUCCGAAGCACUGAAUCCCAAGUAUGACGCUUUCUAUGCUGCGCAGCCCGAUAUUAGUUUCUCAGCUUGUGAGUUGGGAUACUUCCCGGAGUCUGAGGGGCCGCAGGAGGGGUAUGCGUAUCGACAGAAUGGGGAUUGGAGUUACUGGGCGUAG